CUAGGUCUAGUGGUCUCUCUCUCACUCCCUCUCGUUCUAGUUCUCUCUCUCUCUCUCAAAUGCCUGCCAUCAACUCCAUCAAGGUGCUGGAGAAAUGCCAAGUCUCUCCAUCACCUAAAAAAUCUCUUGAUCUUACCUUCUUAGACAUAUGUUGGCUUUACACUCCUCCUCCAUCCAGUAUCUUCUUUUAUGAAUUCCCUCAUCCUGUUACCCACUUCAGAGAAAACAUCCUUCCCAACCUCAAAAAGUCACUCUCCCUCACUCUCCGACAUUUCUACAUUCUUGCUGGAAACCUAACGUGGCUGCCUCCAUCCACUGAACCUGAGAUCUGUUAUGUCAAUGGUGACGUARUCUCGCUAACCAUCGCCGAGUCUAAUGACGAUUUUAAUUAUCUCUGUGCCCACCAUCCUCGUGAUGAAAAUCGAUUUCGCCCUUUGGUUCCUAAAUUGCCAUCAUUCUCUGAUUCCAAAGUAGUCCAACUCCUAGCCUUGCAAAUAACUUUGUUUCCCAACUCCGGAUUUAGCAUUGGGAUCACCUCCAGCCAUGUAGUUGCCGAUGGAAAAAGCACUUUUCAUUUCAUUAGUUCGUGGGCAUCCAUAUGUAGGCAAGGAGGGGAUUCAUCUUUGUCAUCUGGUUCCCUUCCAUUCUAUGACAGGACAAUAAUUAACGAACCUGAGGGUCUUACAAAAGCAAUUUACCUCAAGGAGAUUGAAAAAUUCAAUCCCACGGACUCCUCCUCCUCUCAAAGUUCUGAAGUCGUCCCAACUGAUACUAGUGCUCUUAAAACCACUUUAGGGUUGAGCCGAGGGGAUAUCAAUCGACUAAAGCAAUGGGUCUUGGCACAACACAGGAAGGACGAAGAUCAGAUUGCACCACCAUUACGUUUCUCGGCAUUCGUUGUAACGUGCGCUGUCAUGUGGGUUUGCUUGAUUAAAGCAGGAGUGACUAUAAGUUCUCCUAGUAAAGAGAUGGAGCACUUGUUAUUUCUUGUAGACUGUAGGGGUCGCCUAAGGGAUCCUCCGGUGCCACCUACAUACUUUGGCAAUUGUCUUGCUCCUUGCUUCGUGGAUGCUAAGAAGAUAGAUUUAGUAGGAAAAGAUGGCAUCGUUAUCGCAGCAAAGGCGAUUGCAGACGCAAUAAAGAGGUUGGAAGAUGGAAUAUUGAGAGGUGCAGAGAGGUGGCCAUCAGAGGUGCUUUGGCGAGAGAAAGAGGGAAUGGUUUGGGUGUCUGGAUCACCCAAGUUUGGGGCUUAUGAGAUGGAUUUUGGGUGGGGAAAACCAAAGAAAUAUGAAAUGCUUGGAGUAGUGGGUGAGAGAAACUUUUCUGUUUUUGAUGGUAGAGAUGGAGAAGAUGCGGUUGAGGUGGGGUUGUCUCUGCCUAACCCCAAACUGGAAGCUUUCACAACUUUCUUCGCCGACUGUCUAAAGAUAUGCAAUUGUUGAGUGGAUUGAGAUCGGCCUCGCUCACCAAGGGRUUGUGUAGUA
This is a messenger RNA of Nelumbo nucifera (sacred lotus), 1484 nucleotides long. Its product is annotated as anthocyanin 5-aromatic acyltransferase-like. NCBI's taxonomy places the organism in Eukaryota, Viridiplantae, Streptophyta, Magnoliopsida, Proteales, Nelumbonaceae. The record is from RefSeq and is a predicted model, not a curated record.